Messenger RNA from Phanerochaete carnosa HHB-10118-sp, 2519 nucleotides. RefSeq lists its product as uncharacterized. The record is from RefSeq and is a predicted model, not a curated record. Gene Ontology annotation, biological process: alcohol metabolic process. Bases 1 to 1068 code for a protein of 355 amino acids. The transcript is spliced from 4 exons. Gene Ontology annotation, molecular function: alcohol dehydrogenase (NADP+) activity; zinc ion binding. Lineage: Eukaryota; Fungi; Basidiomycota; Agaricomycetes; Polyporales; Phanerochaetaceae.
AUGCAGUCUGGGCUCGAGUUCAAGGGUUAUGCCCUCGUUGACCCAGAGAACUUUACCGAACUCCAGGUAAAGACAUUCAAGCCCAAGCCAUUCGAGGACGACGAUAUCGAGAUCGUCAUUACCCACUGCGGCGUUUGCGGCUCCGACGUCCAUACGCUGAAGCAAGGAUGGGGCGAGAGCAAACUGCCUCUCGUCGUCGGCCACGAAAUUGUCGGCAAAGCAGUUCGUGUCGGCAAGAACGUCAAGGACAUCAAGUCCGGCGAUCGAGUCGGGGUGGGCGCACAGAUCUGGAGCUGCAUGCAGUGCAGACAGUGCAAGGACGGAUACGAGAACUACUGCCCCAAGCAGGUCGACACUUACAAUGCCGAGUACCCCGACGGCACUGUUUCUCAGGGCGGCUACUCGACUGCCAUCCGCGCCCAUCAGCAGUUCGUUUUCCCCAUCCCCGAUGCCAUUGAAUCCAAGUACGCUGCCUCCAUGCUCUGUGGAGGCCUUACCGUCUUUUCUCCUCUCCGCACGAACGGCGCAGGGCCGGGCAAGAAAGUUGGCAUCAUCGGCAUCGGUGGACUCGGGCACUUCGCCAUACUGUUCGCCAAGGGGCUGGGCGCAGAGGUGUACGCGUUCACCCACACCAAAGACAAGAUGCAAGACGCUAAAGAACUCGGAGCCGACCACGUCAUCGACACCACUCAGAAAGAUUUCGCCCAGUCCUUGCAAGGAAAGCUCGACCUCAUCGUCACCACGAUGGACGCGACCCCGCAGCUUCCCAUCAAAGACUUCCUCGGCAUGCUCUACGUUCACGGUCGACUUGUCAACGUCGGCAUCCCUGACAUGGACAAGCCGCUGCCCACACUUCACGCGUUCGACCUCGUGCCCAACGGCGCAUACAUCGGCGGUUCGCACGUCGGGUCGAAGAAGGAGUGUCUGGAGAUGCUGAAGCUCGCCGCGGAGAAGGGCAUCAAGCCUUGGAUCCAGGAGAUGCCCAUGAAGGAUGCGAAGGCGGCUAUCGAAGCCGUCGGCAACAACACCGUCAGAUACCGCUGUGUCUUAACCCAGGACCUGAACUAGGGUCACCAGUCGUCGUUCGCGUAUUCUGUCAAAGAGAACGUUGUAUUCCCCUACUUGUACAGAUAGACAGACCAUUUAAUCGACAUUUGUUAUCGCGGUAGCUAUUCAGUAAGCAUUGUCGGCGAUACCGAACAAGACGCGCUGCAAAAUUAAAGGUCCGGCAUCGACGCGCAACUGCGCCCUGAGAAGCUCGAUGUCCAGCGCGUGUUGGUUGACCGACAGUAGCGCCGCCGCGAACCCUGUAGCCUUGGUGUGGUCGUCGAGGGGGACCACGGAGUUGUAAACCUCCUUGAGCGACUCGACAGUGCGGCCGACGACACCUGCGGCGCCUUCUCGUCGUUGAUGAGGACCUUCAGGGACGUGCGCGUCUCCUCGAUCCCACUGAGCGCGUCCUCGGCGUCCCGCUUGAAGGUUUGCAGCUUGAACAUGUUGUUGUCGAGGCGCAAAAUCUGGCUCUUGAAGCUUGAAGUCCUAUGUGCGCUUCUCGGACUCGGCGAGUUGCUCCUGGGCGCUCCGCAAGGCGAUGUAGCGCGCGACUUUCAGCGUCUGUAUCGGAAGCCUUUGUGCGGGUGAAGCGCAAGGGAAAACAAAAAAAGGAAUUGGACGUACCCUGUCGAAGAGCGAGCUCUGACUGAUCCUGGCGUCGACCUCUUCGUCGUCGUGGUAGCUGGGCAAACUUGCCGCGGUCCUUGAUGUUGUUGCGGUCGAAGGCGACCUGCCACAAGCGGCCGACCGCAAAGACAGCGUCCACAUGGAAGGCGGCGAGCACAGGGAAGACGCACCGCGCUGGAGGCGCGGCGUCCGAGGGACGUCAAGCACGAGGAAGCCAAUGAUGACCGCACCAGCGAUUGCGACCGCACCCUCAAGUGAAGCAUUGCGCACACGAGGUGGGCCGUCCAGUACUUUUACAGGUACGCAGGAGGAUUGCUGAUGUCAGCCAAGAAAGUAGAGAGUUUCAUCCGCAGCUUGAACUCAGAUAGUGAUAGCACGAGUCUGUGACAAUGGCGGACCUAGUGGGACAGUUUGAUUAGGGAGCCGCGUCGCUUGAGGAGAGCACGUGGCGGGGCCUGCUCUGAGCCCAUGUAUCCGAGAAUAGCGUCGAGUGUUUUGGUACGCCGGGGCAUGAACGAAUACUGCGGCUCGGUGAUACCGACCAAGGGUUGGGCAAGGCUGGGUCGAGGCGGUGCCGAGCGCAUGCUCGUUGUAACCGCCCUGUACUGACAUUCGCCGAGAUGAAUCAAGAGGCAACGGGAUGUUGAGGAGUGUGGUGAGCAUCGCGAAAACCCGUGCAGUCGCUCGAUAAGACGUUCGCGUUGACCGAGCACAAGGUCUCGGUAGCUUGCCAGCCGCGAGGCGGUCACGAAACAACUUGCACUACCGGGCAGGCCGGGAUCGUUCAGUUUCCGUCAUAUGUGCAACAACGGGCAUCGCUUUUGGACGAUAUCAGUAAC